Messenger RNA from Dryobates pubescens (Downy woodpecker), 1543 nucleotides. RefSeq names its product fucosyltransferase 11 (gene POFUT4). Gene Ontology annotation, cellular component: Golgi membrane. Gene Ontology annotation, molecular function: alpha-(1->3)-fucosyltransferase activity. The record is from RefSeq and is a predicted model, not a curated record. The coding region runs from base 7 to 1443 and encodes 478 amino acids. The transcript has 3 exons. NCBI's taxonomy places the organism in Eukaryota, Metazoa, Chordata, Aves, Piciformes, Picidae.
CUGGCCAUGGAGGGACUGGGGACGGAGGAGGAAGAGGUGGGGGUUGAGGCCGGGCUGGCGCCCGCCGAGAAGCCAUGCGGGACGGAGGGGUGGGCGCAGGAUGCCAUCCCGCCGGGCGCGGCCUUCGUCGCCGCCGCGUCGUUCCGCGGCCCCGGCAAUAACGACACGCGGAGCAACAAGGCGCUGCCCAUCCUGCUGUGGUGGAGCGGGAGCCUCUUUCCCCAUUUCCCCGGCGACACGGAGCGGAUCGACUGUCCGCGCGGCUCCUGCCUCGUCACGCGCAGCCGGCGCGUGGCCCGGUACCGCCGCACCAAGGCCCUCAUCUUCUACGGCACCGACUUCAGGGCCUACGAGGCACCGCUGCCCCGCCUGCCCCACCAGACCUGGGCACUCUUCCACGAGGAGUCCCCAAUGAACAACUACGUCCUCUCGCACUCGGCCGGCAUCCAGCUUUUCAACUACACGGCCACCUUUCGUCGGGAGUCUGACUACCCCCUCACACUGCAGUGGCUGCCAGACGUAGGGUACCUGCGGGGCCCGGCCGUGCCCCUGUCCGAGAAGGAUGCUUGGCGACGGAAGGGCUAUGCACCGGUGUUGUACAUGCAGUCCCACUGCGAUGUCCCCUCAGACAGGGACCGUUACGUGCGGGAGCUCAUGAAAUACAUCCAGGUUGACUCCUAUGGGAAAUGCCUGCAUAAUCGUGAGCUGCCUAGCGAGCGACUGAGAGACACUUCUACAGCCACUACAGAGGAUUCUGAAUUUAUGACUUUUAUUGCCAGGUAUAAGUUUCAUCUGGCCUUGGAGAAUGCUAUAUGUGAUGACUACAUGACAGAGAAGCUGUGGCGCCCAAUGCACUUGGGUGCUGUCCCGGUAUACCGAGGCUCCCCAGCUGUGCGAGACUGGAUGCCAAAUAACCUCUCCAUCAUUCUUAUAGAUGACUUUGAGAGCCCCCAGGAGCUUGCAAAGUAUCUUGAUUUCCUGGACAAGAAUGGGGAGGAAUAUAUGAAGUAUCUAGAGUAUAAAAACGUUGGUGGAAUCAAAAACCAGUUCUUGCUGGAGAGCCUGGAGAGGCGGGAGUGGGGUGUGAAUGACAUGACACUGCCUAAUUACCUGAAUGGUUUCGAGUGUUUCAUCUGUGACAGGGAAAACACCCGAAUCAAAGAGGAGCAGGAACACAGAAAGUCUCAUGGGAAAGUUCCAGCUCCCAAACCUCGCAUAGCUCAGUUCAAGCACAUGGGAUGUCCUAUGCCGACCCCUGGCUUUGGGAACAUCAAAGAUCUCUCUGAAGGAGACAGUUGGAAAGAUACGUGGCUGCAGGACUAUUGGCAAAGUCUUGAUCAGGGUGAGGCCCUCACUGCUAUGAUUCAUCACAAUGAGUCGCAUCAGGGAAGAUUUUGGGACUAUAUGCAUGAGAUUUUUCUCAAGAGGACAAGGCAACACUGAUCCAUCUUUGUAAGGACUUGAUGUGACAAUUGCAGAUUCAUACCUCACUCCCAAUGUUUGCCUUGAAGCAGAAGAAAAACUCACAGAGGUGGUUUUUGUU